AUGCAUCUCGUCACCACGAUGAGCGGACUGCUGGAAGAGGAUGUGCAGCACUCAAGUCUCAUCGGGCACGUCUUCUAUCAGGCUCAUGAAAUGGAUUCGAUCUAUGAAAAUUCAGGUUUCAUACUUUCAACAGUUGCUUCCAGUCUAAAACCUUCUCAAUGUAACGAAAACUCCACUGAAGAUCAAGAACGAGAGAGAGAAGUCACUUCCCCAAAGUGGAUUAAAGUUCUUCUGGUUGUUCUGGGUUCCUCUCUUGUUUUUGCUCUCGGAGGUCUCUUUGCACUGUGGAUGCUUAAUAAUCAAAAGCUUGCUGAUUUUGAGUCACUGAAUAAUCAGCACAUCAUGAUUUCAAAGCAACUGUCAGCUCAAGAGAUAAACGGCACAAUUCUGAUUAGAGAGCUAGAGGAAUGUAAAUCCAAUUACACAAGAGUUAGAGAACACUUUCAACAUCAUGAUGUAAUGAAGAAAGAGUUCUUAAUUCUUACAGCCAGAUACAACACACUUAGAAAAUGGUUGUCGUUUUACGAUGCUCAGGUUUGUAAUCUGUCUGUGGAUGGCUGGAUAGCUUGUCGUGGAAAGCUGUAUUUAUUCAGCUCUGAUAAACUGAACUGGUCAAGCAGUCGAGAUGUCUGUGUUUCAAAAGAUGCCAAGCUGGUCACCAUAACCAACCAAUCAGAACAGUCUAUCAACUGCUGUCAGCAUGUCAACAUUGCACACUGCACCUAA
Carassius auratus (goldfish) is the source of this 726-nucleotide messenger RNA. RefSeq names its product oxidized low-density lipoprotein receptor 1. NCBI's taxonomy places the organism in Eukaryota, Metazoa, Chordata, Actinopteri, Cypriniformes, Cyprinidae. The record is from RefSeq and is a predicted model, not a curated record. The transcript has 9 exons. The coding region runs from base 1 to 726 and encodes 241 amino acids.